This is a messenger RNA of Nematostella vectensis (starlet sea anemone), 1754 nucleotides long. RefSeq lists its product as uncharacterized. The record is from RefSeq and is a predicted model, not a curated record. Bases 16 to 972 code for a protein of 318 amino acids. The transcript is spliced from 2 exons. NCBI's taxonomy places the organism in Eukaryota, Metazoa, Cnidaria, Anthozoa, Actiniaria, Edwardsiidae.
CACCGGCCAGCGGCCAUGAAUGGGAAAACGGCCGAAACCACGCCACCAGCCUCGACAAAUGAGCAGAGCGAACUCAUGAAAUUUGGCAGUUUGAUCUCAAACUCCAUUAUUAAUCUCCAAGAAACUAUGCAAGAUAGUUUUUCAAAGUUCCGGACCACAAUAGAGGAGACCUGGUACGAAGACGGCUCGGGUCCACAAGAGGUUUCGCGUUAUCAAAUAAGUGAGAGCGGAUCGAGCGGAGAUGAAAGUGCUGAUGAAAAUCAGCCCAAAACCUCCAAGAGACCUCGCAUUGGUGCCUCACCAGUGGGCCAGGAAACUGCUGCCAGGGUAUCGGACCAACCCACAGAUAAAUCUGCAGCAAGCCCUAGCGGGGGAAAAACGUCCUCAGACAACGUGCUAAGCGCCAUUGCUGGGAGACUGGACAUGAAGGAAAAGACGGAGAAGUCAGUAAAUGCACAACUCGCAGAGUUGCAGAUGCCUUCAGAAGGUAGCAGAGGAGGAAGCACAAGGAGUAAUACUUGUUCCAGUUUGGCCAACUCAGACAUUCUUCCCCAUACUUCUGAACAUGCUGAUAGAUCACCCACGGGUUUUGCCAAAGAGGGAGAACCUGCUGAUUCUACCUCACUCCAUGGAACAGCAUCCACUCAAACCAAAGUUGUGGCCGAUGGCUUGUUAUGUCUCUGGGAGUGCCUACAAACAAAAAGCAUUCCAGAUGAAGCUAAGACGAUUAUUCUUAAGUCAUGGAGAACGGGAACAAAGAAGCAAUGUGCAACAUAUCUUAAAAAGUGGGAACACUUUUGUAGUAAGAGACAGAUUGAUAGAACUGAGGCAUCUGUAGAAAAUGCCUUGGCAUUUCUUACUAGCCUUUACAAUUCAGGACUGAAGUAUAGCGCUAUAAAUACAGCACGCAGUGCCCUAUCGUGCUUGGACUGUGGCAGCAGAAUUACAAUUGGUAAUCACCCACUGAUAUAAAGAUUUAUGAAAGGAGUCUUUCAAUGUCGGCCAACAGAAAGCAGAUAUGCAUUUGUAUGGGAUGUACAAUGGGUGGCAAAUGGGUAGCUCUCCUUGAAAGAACUCUUACUGAAAACUGUCUUGCUGCUAGCACUCUUUACAGCACAGCGAGUGCAAUCACUCCACUUACUUGACAUUUCAUCAAUGGAAAGAAGAGCAGAUUGCAUUGUAUUCAAGCUUGAUUUCCUAAACAGUCCAGGCCUACUGUAAAAUCUACCUUCAUUGAACUGACAAAGUAUCCAAGUGAAGAAAAGAUAUCUGCAGUUAGAACUUUGGAGCAAGAACUAAACCUCUCAGGGGGAGUGAAACAAAGCUUUCAUAACCCACUCCAAACCUCAUCACGCUGUUAGUGCGGAUACUCUAAGGAGAUGGAUUAAGUCAUGUAUGGAACAAGCUGGGAUUGACACAGUUGCAUUUGGUGCUCAUAGUACCCGCGCAGCAUCAACAUCUGCAGCCAGGAAAGGGGGUGUGCAUGUCACAGAUAUCCUUGCAAAGGCCGGAUGGUCCAGUGAGAGGACAUUUGGCAAACAUUACAACAUGCCAGUUGUCAGCGACAACGACUAUGUUAAAGCAGUACUGUCUGUAUCAAAUGAUUCAUAACUGUUUGAGCAAUAGACUACAGUACUAGAGUGGAAUUUUUGUCUUCACCACUUUCAUUGAAACAUGUUCAAUUUUCACAUGUGACUUGGUUAUAGCGUUAGCUAUUAUUUUUAGAGUAAAUACAUGCAUUGUUUUUACAACAA